AAGCCUCCGGAGGACCGACAGACGUACAGACGCGCAGCCGGACCUUAAAUACCUCUGAGCGGCUCUACCGUGGACAUUUGACAGCUGAGAGCACCAGGUUUUUUCUUUCACCCUGAUCCCUGAUGGAGCUCCUGCAGCAAUCCCUGUACCACCACCACCGGGUCUGAAGCUCCGGUCCGCCCGGUGUCCUCCCGUUAUUCGCUGCCCGGUUCCGUGCUCGGGCCGCCGUCUCCUCCGUGACUCUCUGUUCUCAUGCGAUUCUUCAGACUCACAUUCAAGUGUUUCGUGGAUUGUUUUUGAAGGUCGCAGCCAGAUUCUUGGUUAAAUUCUCUUUCUUUUUUUGGGGUAAUAUUUUUUUUAUUUUUCACUAGAAUCGUGUCUCUUUUUCUGCAUUGGAGGAAAGAUAUGUCUCCAGAUUAUUACUAGACAUUAUUCGAUUUAUUUUAUUUAAUUUUCAUUCGAUUUUAAAAACAGAUUCUGGAGCAUGAUCCACGAUCCGCCUGCACCUCGCUGAGAUUGAUAAUAAUAUUGUUAUUAUUACUGGAGAAGGAGCGAGAAUAGAGAUCCUGCAGCGGGACGAGCUGCACCUGCUGGACUGACUCAUCUGUUUCUGACCGGACUCUGAGGCUCUAAGGCGGCACAAAUAAACAGGUUAGAGACUGAAAAUACCAGAGCGACCAGUGCAGACUGAGGGGUUUGUUACUGGUGUCUGACUGUGAGGAAGAGACACAUUCUAGUCCUGAAAGAAGAAGAGAAAUCAGCUUUUUAAAGGUACAAAAAACUGAAAUAAACUGCAAAAAAGUGUGGACUGCUCCUUUAGCUGGUUUUGAGGGAAGGGAGUGAGAAUAACAGUUAAAACCUGCUGAAUUAAAGGGAAGCAAAGAGAGAUUUUUGACUUCAUCUGACUUUGUUUGGAUCUGGUUAUUGGGGUGAGUCCAAGUGGGAAAAGACCAGAUUCUGAAGGAAAAACGUGCAAGAAUUAAAGGGCAAAUAGACUGAAUUGACCAGCAAGCAGUGCAGACUGUGGGGUUAGUUACUGGUAUCUGACAGUGAGAAAGAGACAGGGUUUAGUCCUGAAAGAAGAAGAGGAAACACCUUUUUAAAAGGGUACAAAGAAACUGAAAUAACUGUGCAAAGAGUGCAGACUGCUCCUUUAAUAGACUGACAAAAAGUCAGAGUUUAAGAGACCAAAUCUGCAGAAUUAAAGGGAAGCAAAGAGAGAUUUUUGAAAACAUCUGACUUUUUUAGUUUCUGGUUAUUUGGGUGAGUCUAAGUGGGAAAGCACUAGAUUUUGGGGCUCAGAAACAGAAAUUAAAGGGAACUUGACCCGGGUUUUUCUACCCUUUUACCAACUUUUUUUUUAAAGUAAACGGUUUCCUGACUGGACUUUUGAGCGAUGGAGAAGCAGGCGCUGUCGGCCUCCUCCUGCUCUCUGGUUCUCCUGGAGGAAACCAAGAAGACCCCCCUCUUACAUCCAAACGGUGCCUGUGGUUACCCCCCAGCAGCCUCUAACGGUAGCCUGGUCCCGUUAACCGGGGCUGGGUCCGGUGCUGGAGCAUGUGCCGGGCCGGAGAAGAAAGCACCCCCUGCUGUGGUGCCUUAUCAAGAGAGAGAAACAUGGACCCGGCAGAUGGACUUCAUGAUGUCCUGCGUGGGAUUCGCUGUCGGACUGGGGAACGUGUGGAGGUUCCCGUACCUGUGCUACAAGAACGGAGGAGGCGUCUUCCUGAUCCCUUACAUGCUGAUCGUGUUUGUCGGAGGAAUCCCGGUCUUCUUCCUGGAGAUCGCUCUGGGACAGUUCAUGAAAGCCGGCAGUAUCAACGUCUGGAACAUCGCUCCACUCUUUAAAGGUCUGGGUUACGCCUCCAUGGUGAUAGUGUUUUUCAGCAACACCUACUACAUCAUGGUGUUGGCCUGGGCCUUCUACUACCUGAUCAAGUCCUUUAACUCUACCCUCCCUUGGUCCACCUGCGACAACGAAUGGAACACGCCCAACUGCAUCGAGAUCUUCCGCCACCAGGACUGCAUCAACGGCUCGCUGGCCAACGAUACUAUCAACGGAAACAUGACCUGCGCCGAACUCGCCAACGCACGGUCGCCCAUCAUUGAAUUCUGGGAGAACAAGGUGUUGAACAUCUCCUCUGGUCUGGGGGAAACUGGAGAGUUUAACUGGGAGCUGAUGUUGUGUCUGAUCGCCGUCUGGGUCAUGGUUUACUUCUGCGUGUGGAAGGGAGUCAAAUCCACUGGGAAGAUUGUGUACUUCACGGCGACCUUCCCCUACGUCGUCCUCAUCAUCCUGCUGGUGCGAGGCGUCACACUUCCUGGAGCUUACGACGGCAUCAUGUUCUACAUCAAACCUGAUUGGUCCAAACUGUGGGAAGCUCAGGUUUGGAUCGACGCCGGCACUCAGAUCUUCUUCUCGUACGCCAUCGGCCUCGGAGCGUUGACGGCUCUGGGGAGCUACAACCGCUUCAACAACGACUGCUACAAAGAUGCGUUUGUUCUGGCGAUGAUAAACAGCGGGACGAGUUUCUUCGCCGGCUUCGUGGUGUUUUCUAUUCUGGGCUUCAUGGCUAACGAGCAGGGAGUUCACAUCUCACAGGUCGCUGAAUCAGGUCCAGGUCUGGCCUUCAUUGCGUACCCGAAGGCGGUGAGUCUGAUGCCGGUGGCUCCUCUGUGGGCCGCGCUCUUCUUCUUCAUGCUGCUGCUGCUGGGACUCGACAGUCAGUUCGUGGGCGUGGAGGGUUUCGUGACGGGAAUCCUGGAUCUGUUUCCUGGGAAAAGCCAAUUCCGCUACAAAAGGGAAAUCUCUGUGGCCGUGUGCUGCCUGCUGUGCUUCAUCAUCGAUCUCUCCAUGGUGACACAGGCGGGGAUGUACGUCUUCCAAUUAUUUGACUAUUAUUCAGCCAGUGGGAUGAGUCUGUUGUGGCAAGCAUUCUGGGAAUGCAUAGUAGUUGCCUGGGUCUACGGUGCCGACCGCUUCAUGGACGAUGUGGCCCUUAUGAUUGGCUACCGGCCGUUCCCCUGGAUUAAGUGGUGCUGGUCCUUCAUCACGCCCGCCGUCUGCAUGGGAAUCUUCAUUUUCCACCUGGUGAACUACAAGCCUCUGACCUACAACAACACGUACGUGUACCCGUGGUGGGGCGAGGUGAUCGGCUGGUGCCUGGCGCUCUCCUCCAUGCUCUGCAUCCCCGUCAGCAUCCUCUACAAGCUGGUCAGCGCCAAGGGCACCUUCAAGGAGCGCUGGGCCCACCUCACCACCCCGGUGUGGGGGCACCACCACCUGGAGUACAUGGCCCCCGACAUCCGGGCCCUGACCUCCAAUGCCCCCGGCACCGAGGAGAACAAGGUCAUCAUCUUCGAGAGCGUCAUGUAGGACGGGACUCUACAUCUCCACCCCUCCCACCUCCCACAAGAUGACCUCCACCUCCAUUGAUUGGUCGUGUCCUCGGAUUAACCAAUCGAUGGCCGUCCUUCAAACCUUCGAUCGUCACCGGGCAGACCAAAGCUGGAAAAAAGAUUUUCCAACCCUGUAAAAAAAGAACAAAGCGGCUCCUCCAGGCGGAUUAUUACUAUUUUUUUUUAACAAUCACAGCAUCAACUUCCCCUUCAGAAUAAAACAAAAAUGUGAGAUUAAAACCAGCAGAUAAAUGUGUUCUGUGAAAAGGGCUCCAUCUGGGAAUCAUGUAAAUAUAAUAUUACAAGGACGCCAUGCAACGGUUUUUUUUAUCUGGAGGAGCUGAAGAAGAAAGAGUUUCACUGUGUUCACAAACAGCUGCUGGGCUUCCUCCAUGUUGGAGUGUCUCGUCUCUGGGUGGGCGGGGUGGACACACACACACACACACACACACACACACACACA
Messenger RNA from Trematomus bernacchii (emerald rockcod), 3862 nucleotides. RefSeq names its product solute carrier family 6 member 8 (gene slc6a8). Gene Ontology annotation, biological process: sodium ion transmembrane transport. Bases 1397 to 3376 code for a protein of 659 amino acids. The transcript has 13 exons. The record is from RefSeq and is a predicted model, not a curated record. Lineage: Eukaryota; Metazoa; Chordata; Actinopteri; Perciformes; Nototheniidae. Gene Ontology annotation, cellular component: membrane.